AUGACAGCAAGAUUCAACUCAAAGGAAGGAAGGUCUCAAUUAUACAAUGCUACGCACCUAAAAAUAUUGCAGAGCAAGAGAAAAAGGAGGAAUUCUACAGACAACUUCAAUCAACACUGGACAAGACACCGCCUCAGUUGGCGAUAUCAAAAUUCUAAUGGGUGGGGCGACAUGAAUGCCAAACUGGGAGGGGAGAACACAGGAAGAGAACUAACCAUGGGUCAAGAAGCGCUAGGUGAGGUGAUGAACGAGAAUGGAGAAUUGUUUGCAGAAUUCUGUGCAUUCAACGAUUUGGUGAUUGGAGGCAGUAUGUUCAAGCACAAGGAUAUCCAUAAAGCGACAUGGAUUUCACCAGACACCAGAUGGACACACUAAAAAUCAAGUCGACUUUAUCUCAAUCUCAAGAAAGCGGAGAUGCAGUCUGCUUGACACAAGGUCAAGAAGAGG
Molecule: messenger RNA, 447 nt
Organism: Heterobilharzia americana
Lineage: Eukaryota; Metazoa; Platyhelminthes; Trematoda; Strigeidida; Schistosomatidae
Source: the annotation of a GenBank genome assembly